GGACAAGCCUGAGCAGUGGUCAUUGUCUAUGUAGACUUUAGCAAUACCACUGACAAGGUCCUGCAUGGUAGGACAAUCUGGUAGACUGAUCAUAUGGAAUCCAAGUUAAGAUAACCAAUUGGCUUGGAGGAAGGAGUCAAAGGGUAGCUGUGGAGAGGUUUUUUUUUGAGUGCAUGCCUGUCACCACUGGAGUGCAGCAAGGGUUGAUGUUGGGUCCACUGCUGUUUGUAAUAUGCAUUAACUAUUUGGAUGACAAUGUAAUUAACAUUGUUAGUAAAUUUGCAGAUUAUACCAAAAUUGGUGGUAUUGUGGACAGUAAGGAAAAUAUAAAUUUACAACAAGAUUUAGAUCAGUUGGGAAAGUGUCCAAGUGCAAUUUAACUUUGACAAGUGUGAGCUAUUGCACUUUGGUAUGUCAAACUCGUGCAGAACUUGCAUUGUAAAUGGUAGAUGAACAGGUUAAUGAACAGAGAGAUCUGAGAGUAAAGGUGCAUGGUUCCCUACAAGGGGCGGGUCAGGUGGACAGUGCGGUGAAGAAGAUAUUUGGCACACUAGCCUUUAUUGGGAAGGGUAUAGAGUACCAAAGUUGGCGCAACAUGAUGUAGCUGUAUAUGUUGUUGGUGAGACCACUCUUGGAGUACUGCGUAGAGUUCUAAUUGCCCAGCUAUAAGACGGAUCUCAUUAAGUUGGAAAGGGUGCGGAAGAGAUUCACUAAGGCCUUGCCUGGGAUUGCAGGCUGGAGUUAUAGGGAGAGGUUGGGUACGCUGGGACAUUUUUCUUUGGAGUACAGGACGCUGAACAACAAUCGUAUUGAGAUGACCAAGACACGAGGGCCAAGGAUAAAGUGAAUGCUCAUUUUCCCCAGGGUUUAGAAUUCUAAAACUACAGGUUAUGGGCUUAAGGUAAGAGGGGAGAGAAUUAAGAGGAACUGCAGGGACAUUUUUAUCAUUCAGAGGGUAGUCCAGUUCUGGAAAGAGCUGCCAGAGGAAGCUACAAGAGAAUGUACAAUUACGAAUUGUAAAAUACAUUUGGACUGAUUAUUUGAUAGGAAAGGGUUAGAGGCCUAUGAGGGAAAUGCAGGCGCAAGGGACGACUCCAGUAUGCCAGCUUGGUCAGUAUGGACAAGAUGGGCUGAAGAGCAUGUUUUCAUGCUGAAUAGUUGUAUGACAGUGCUGAAAAAGUGUAUUAUCAACCCAAAAAUAUCGUAACCUACAUCGCACACACAAAUACACAGGUACUUUGCUUGACCAUCCGGAUAUUCUCAGAAACAAAAUCACAUGAGAACUAAUAGAGGUCAUUGUAGAAUUAUAUACAAAUGCAUUAUUGAAAGGCUACUGCACUGCAAAUCUGAUUUCCUUUUUGCUGUCUGGUAUUGUGUCAGGUACCUGGUUGAAGGCUCAGACCACUGCUGCCACUUCCUCAACAAUAAAAUACCAUUACAUGGCUUGGUGCUGGGUGAGCAAAAGGCCAUGUACAGAGGUGACUAGUGAGGGUUGGUGAGUGCAGACUGAAGUGAGCACUGAGCUGUAGGCUCAGGGCUGUGUUCUGGCCAGCAUGGAGUGUGCGGGCAUUGCUCAGGCUUAGCACAACCUCUCCAGUCAUUGCUACUUGCCCAGAUCCCACAGUGCCACUCAUCACCUCCUGUUGGAUAGCAUACAAGGUACCAACUUCCCCUCCUUUUUUUCUCUGCGGCGCAGUUUUCACCAUGAGCUUGUUGUUACGGAGAAACGUCUGUGCUGGAGCAAGCUAGUUGAGCAAACUAAGAGGGUUAGAAAUAACUUCCUUCACAUUAAAUAGGAAGCAAGGAGAGAGGCGAUGUGGUAUAGGCAGCCUCUCAAUGCAUGGAGAAGCCACUACCAGUUCUCAGCAAUGGCCUGCAGUCAGAUGCCAACCAGUAUGCAGGCCUAAGCAUUGUCCCAGUUUUUAGUUAAAUGUUUGUAAUGAAGAAGAAGAAAAAUAAUACAUGCAGGUGGAGGCCAUUCUGCCUCUUACUCCUCCCGCUCCAACACUAAACAAAACCAUGCUGACCUUUUUGAUUUAAAGCUCCUUUCCAGCAUUAACAAUAUCCCUCGAUUCCCUUAAUACCCAAAAAGCUCUCGAUCUUCAAAAAUACGAUUGAGUGUUUUUUGGAUAAUGAGGGAAUUAACGACUGCAGGGAAGUGGCUUCAAGGAUUACAAUAAAUGACUGAGCAUCCACAUCCUUGUUGAUAAAAUUCUAAAGAUUGACAGCGCUGUGGUUCAAGAAAUUUCUCAUCUCUCUCUGAAAUGAUCAUCCCCUGAAUUGGAGGCUGUGACUCAUUGUUCUAAGCAUCCAAAUUAAGGAACAAAACCGGCUCCACACAUUUCUAAGAGCACAGGCCAAGUUUUCCUAAAUUUUACCUCAGACAAUAAACUCGAAAACCCAGUAAUAAUCCUGGUAAAUCUUCACUGUCCUCUCUCUAUUGUAACUAUAUCCUUCCUUGAAAGCUAGAUUUAUGCACAAAUUUUCAAUUCAAAUGAAUGUGUUUACUGAUCCUGUGCAACUGCAGAAGGUACACCUUCUGUUCUUAUACCUCUUUCCUUCCACCAUUGAGGUAGCCAAACGUAUAGUUUAGUGCUCUGGAUUUGGUGCUCACAACGUAGUCCCCUCUAUAUUGGACAAACCAAGCUCAGAUUGGGUGACCGCUUUGUGGAACAGUCUGCAAGGAUGACUCGGAGCUCCCGCUUACCUUUUGCAUUAAUUUUCCACCCAACUCUCAUGUCUAUAACCUCCUGCAAUAUGAAUAACAAAGUGCAAACAUAGGCAGGAAAGAUAGCACUUCAUCGGCUGUCUAGACACGAUACAGCCUUCCAGGCUCAAUUUCAAAAACCUAACUUUAUUCGUCUGAAUCAGAACUAGCAAACAAACAUUUCUGCUGCAGAUCAUCCAUCUGCGAUAUUGACUCAGUUUUCUUCUCUCCAUUAUCACAGCGUGACCUACUCAACACAUCCUCCAUGUUUGCAAUUCAUGUUUGUAUUCUCUCUAACUGUCCUCAAAGAGGAGCUUAUGUUCUUUUUUUUCUCUCUCCUCGUCUCCUUUUCCUUAUUGGCCAGAUGGAUUCUAUAAUUCAUCACAGUCACAGAUAUUUAUGUUAUCCUCUCCAUCUUUACCCCUCCUUCACUGUAAUUUAAAAAUAACAUCUUUUUCAAUUCCUACUUUUGACAAUCUGAAACGUUAACUCAGUUUUUGUUUCCAUAAAUACUGCUUGACCUACUUCACGUUUCAAGCAUAUUUUUUUAAAUUAGUGAUCCAGUGCCUGGACUCACCUGAUAUGAGAUCUAAGUGCAAAUUACCCAAAGCUCAUGUUGAGAAAUUCUGGUAUUGCCCUACUCUAGCUCUGCAUUCAUCUAAUGCUCAGUAGCACAAUGUGGCCUGGAGAUCACUUGAACAUAGAAUUUUCACAUUUACGCAAGGGUCAUGCAUGUAUAACAAAUGCAGCAAAUGUAUAGCAGACAGAAAUUACCGAGCAAAACUGACCAAAAAACUAAUUAUUAAUGUGAUUUUGCAAUAAAGUUGAUGAAGUUGCAUGUGUACAGUCAAAACACAGGAAAGAGGAAAUAUAUUUUGUGAUUUGUUAUUUGCUAGUAAAAACACAGCAGAACUUAAUGCUCUUGUUUACACUUACAGGACUGAUCAUCUAUAAAUAAUCCCCUUUCCAUUUUAUGAGUCGCCAUGCAAUCAGAAAUGAAUCUGACGGUUCACGAUGUGACACAUCAUAUUGAUGACAAUGCAGAUUGGACUCUUGACUACCCAACAAGUUUUCAGGCAACUCUUACGGGAUUUUUGAUACUGGAAAUUGUGUUGGGACUCAGCAGCAACUUGACAGUACUGGGACUUUACUGCAUGAAGUCAAACCUGAUUAAUUCAGUCAGUAACAUUAUCACCAUGAACUUGCAUAUACUAGAUGCUGUUAUAUGUGUUGGAUGCAUUCCCCUUACAGUGAUUGUCACUCUCCUUUCACUGGAGAAAGAAGCUUUGAUUUGCAAUUUUCAUGAAGCCUGCAUUUCUUUUACUGGUGUAGCAACAGCAGCAAAUGUCCUUGCAAUCACUUUGGAUCGUUAUGACAUUUCAGUUAAGCCAGCCAAUCGGAUUUUGACGAUGGGAAGAGCAAUAAUGUUACUAACAUCGGUGUGGAUUGCAUCCUUUUCUGCAUUUACAAUUCCUUUCAUUGAAGUCAAUUUCUUUAGUCUACAAGGCAAUCAAAGCAUCUGGAGGAAUAAAACAAUCUUAUGCUAUGGUGUAGAUGAAUAUCAGAAUGAACUGGGAAUAUAUUACCAUCUCUUAAUUCAGAUUCCUAUUUUUUCCUUCACGGUUAUUGUAAUGUUGAUAACCUACAGCAAAAUACUUCAAGCCUUGAACAUCAAAAUAGGUUCACGAUUUUCGACCAGGCAGAACAAAAGAAAAAGAAAAAAGACCAUUCCGCUAACUAUACAACAACAAAAUACUGAUCAAUCAGAAAAUAGCAGAAGACCAAACAUAAAACUUGGAGUAAGAACUUCAGUGUCUGUAAUAAUUGCUCUAAGAAGAGUUGUUAAGCAGCAUCGAGAAAGGCGGGAACGACAAAAAAGGGUUUUUCGAAUGUCACUUUUAAUUAUUUCAUCAUUUCUCAUUUGUUGGACACCAUUAUCAAUUUUAAAUACUAUUAUAAUAUACAAAGGUUUAAGUGAGGGCAUGGUAAAAUUAAGACUAUGCUUUGUAAUCUUGGCAUACGGAACAACUAUAUUCCAUCCUUUACUCUAUGCAUUUGCAAGACAGAAAUUCCAAAAGGUCCUCAGGAGUAAAAUGAAAAAGAGAGUGGUCUCAGUUGUUGAGGCUGAUCUGUCCCCCAACAAUGCAGUAAUUCACAACCCCUAUUUAAAUCCCAAAAAGAACAAAAAAUAAAUUUUCAAUAAAAAUGAAUGAUCAAAAUUGCUUGCUUCAGAUAUUUAAAAUAUAAAUAUCAACCAACUGGUUUUUAGCAGAUUACGAAAAAGUAAACUGCUUUAGUUAGAAAAAAUCUGCAAAGUGACAUAACAGCCUACCAUGACCCACUGAUAAAGUGCCACGGUUUUCUGAAAAUCAAGUAACAGUACUUCUGAAUUGUAAAUAUUACCCAAUUAUAAAUGCCCAUCAUGUAUCUGUCAUAAUGUUGUAAAGCUAACUGAUUAUUUCAGUUAACUUAUUUUUCCCGACUAUCUAAAAUAGUGCAUGCCAUUAUGAAUUAUACCAUUUAGACGUCAUCGUGAUUCAAUUUCAAUUAUACCGUGAAAAAAAAUAGCAUAGGCUUGUGAAUAAUAUAGCCUAGCAAGUAGAUUGAUUCAAAGCAAGUAAACAUAAAAAAGCAAAGAAUAAUUUGAAAAAGAAUGCCCCAGGCAGCACAACAGUGCAGCUGGUGGAACUGUAACCUCAAAAUGUCAGAAACCUGGGAUCAAUCCAGAUGUCAGGUGCUAUGUGUGUGCGCAUGUUCUCCAUGUGAUCUCAGAUUUCUUCCCAAAUCCCAAAGGCAUGCAGGUUGGUACGUCAACCGGCCCUUAUAAGUUGCAAGAUUGAGAGUGGUAGAAUCUGUGGGGACCUAAUGAGAAUGUGGGCUAAAUAAAAUGGAAUGAAUGAUUUGCGCAGACUCAAGAGAUGCAGCAUUGAAACAAGCCCUUCAGCCCAGUUUGUUGUCACGUGUACCGAUAUACAGUGAAAAGAUUUUUGUUGCGUGCUAACCAGUCAGCAGAAAGGCAAUACACGAUUACAAUCAAUCCAUUUACAGUAUAUAGAUACAUGAUAAGAGAAUAAUGUUUAGCACAAGGUAAAGCCACCAGUCCGGUCAAGGAUAGUCUGAGCGACAUCAAAGAGAUAGAUAGUAGUUCAGCACUAUGACUUAGGCUCAACAGAACUUAUUUUAUGAACCAUUAUACUUAUUAAUAACCUUGCUUUCAUGUUGGAAGAUUAUACGAUGAAGUCUUAUUACUCUGCAUUGCUGAGAUGAAUGUAAAAGAUAACUAUCACUCUUUUAAAGGGCAAAUUGUUCUUUAUUAUCCUGGCUUUUGUAACUUCAGUAAUAAAACACAAUUUAAAUGUCACUCUUUUUGAUACAGUUUCCUCGAUCUGUGAUGUUUCGUUGCAUACAAGGAAAUGUAUUUCAUAACUUACAAGUACAUUUUUGAAAUAUUAUGAGAACAUAUGGGACAUAAAACAUUCAAGGACAGAUGAAAAGGAGUGAGAGGGAUUCUAUCGUGCUUACGAAUCUGAUUUGAGUUUUUGAAGUAACCAAAAGAGUUGAGAGCAAAGUCGUAGAUGAUGUUGUUUUUCGGACUGGAGGCCUAUGACGUGAUGUGGCCUCAGAUAUCGGCCUGACCCAUUGCUGUUUGUGGUUUACAUCGAUGAUUUGGACGAGAAUGAAGGCAUAAUUAUUAGUAAAUUUGUAGAUGGCACUAGAUAGCGAAGAUAGUUAUCAAAAAUUACACCAGGAUCUUGAUCAGUUGGGCAUGGUUAAAUGACUUUAAUGCAGGUAAUUGCGAGGUGUUGCAUUCAGGGAAAUAAAAUCAGGACACGAUCUUCACAGUGAAUAGCAGUGCCCGGGAGGGGGUUACCGUAGAGCAGAUGGAUCUAGGAAUGCAGGAACAACGUUUCUUGAAAGUGAUGUCCAAGGCAGAUAGGUUGGUCAAGGUAGCUUUCGGUAUACAGACCUUCAAUCAUCAGGGUACUGAGCAUUGAAGUGGGAAUGUUAUGUUACAAUUGUACACAGCAUUGAUGAGGCCGCAUAUGGAGUAUUGUGUUCACUUUUGGUCACCCUGUUCUAGAAAGAAUGGUGUUAAGAUGGAAAUAAUGCCAAGAUUUACGAGUAUGAUGCCAGGAUUUGAGGCCCCAUGCUUUAAGGAGAGGUUGGGCAGGCUAGGACUUGAGGUAUUGGAGCAUAGGUGGAUGAUGGGUGAUCAUAGAGUGGUGUAUAAGAUCAUGAGGGGAAUAGAUAGGAUUCAAAUUCACUACCUUCAAAGAUUCAAAGAUUCACUACCUUCUGAAUGUAGAACAUUCUUCUCAUCUUAAUCACAAAUAGCCAAACCCCAAUAUUUAGAUUUAGGAUUAUUGCAUGUUAAAUGUAAUAAAGUACAGGAAAAAAGUUUGGUUUUGCAUAUAAAUACAAUCAAGGCACUCAAGUAGAAUGAAGGGAAAGAUACAAAGUGCAAACUUUUCUAGUUCUAAGCAUUGGAGCGCACUAGAUCCGUACACAAAGUUCAAUGUCCACAAUGGGAUAGUGAAUUGGACAGUACCCCAGCUAAUGCAUGGACCGUUUAACCCAGAUAACAGAGGGGAAGAUGCUGUUCCUGAGUCUGGUGAUGCACACUUUAAAGUUUCUGUAGCUUCUGUCCGACGGGGGCGCAAGAAGGAAUGAUUGGAGUGGGACAAGUCUAUGAUUAUGUUAGCUGCUGUUCUAAGGCAGCAUGAAAUGCAGAUGGAAUCAAUGUUGGAAAAUCUGGCCUGUGUGAUGGCCUGGGCUACAUCCUCAACUUUGUGCAAUUUAUUGUGGUCUUGGGCACAGAUGUUGCCAAAGAAAGCUGUGACGCAGCCCCACUUUCUAUGGUGCAGCUAUAGAAGUUUAUAAGAGUAAUUGGAGACAUGCCAAAUUUCCUCAGCCUUCUGUAGAAGCAGAGACAUUGCUGUGACUUUUUAGUUGUCAUCUCAAUGUGGU
Molecule: messenger RNA, 7675 nt
Organism: Leucoraja erinaceus (little skate)
Lineage: Eukaryota; Metazoa; Chordata; Chondrichthyes; Rajiformes; Rajidae
Gene: gpr22a
Product: G protein-coupled receptor 22a
Exons: 1
Coding region: 3691-4899 (402 amino acids)
Biological process (GO): G protein-coupled receptor signaling pathway
Cellular component (GO): membrane
Molecular function (GO): peptide binding; G protein-coupled receptor activity
Source: RefSeq, a predicted model, not a curated record